AUGGGUGUGACUACCUAUACCCAUGAAGUGGCAACUUCAGUUGCAGCUCCUAGGAUGUUCAAGGCUUUGUUUGUGGACUCACACAACCUCCUCCCAAAGGUGAUCCCACAGACCAUCAAGAGCAUUGAAAUUGUUCAGGGUGAUGGUGGUGAUGGGUGCAUCAAGAAGACCAACUACCUUGAAGAUGGUACCUUAAAGUACGGGAAACACAAGUUUGAAGUGGUGGACAUUGAUAACUUGGUGUGCAAGUACUCAUUGAUCCAGGGAGACGUGAUGAUUGACAAAGUUGAAAUCGUUUAUUAUGAGGCGAAGUUUGAAGUUAGUGGCAAUGGUGGGUGUGUUUGCAAGACCACAUGCAAGUUUCACACCAAGGGUGACUAUGCUCUCAAAGAAGAGGAAAUUAAGGAAGGCGUCGACAAGGCCAUGGAACUUUUCAAGGUUGUCGAACAAUACUUGCUUGCAAACCCAAGUGUCUAUGCCUAA
Messenger RNA from Ipomoea triloba (trilobed morning glory), 483 nucleotides. Its product is annotated as pathogenesis-related protein STH-2-like. The record is from RefSeq and is a predicted model, not a curated record. The transcript is spliced from 2 exons. Gene Ontology annotation, cellular component: cytoplasm; nucleus. Gene Ontology annotation, molecular function: protein phosphatase inhibitor activity; abscisic acid binding; signaling receptor activity. Gene Ontology annotation, biological process: defense response; abscisic acid-activated signaling pathway. The coding region runs from base 1 to 483 and encodes 160 amino acids. Lineage: Eukaryota; Viridiplantae; Streptophyta; Magnoliopsida; Solanales; Convolvulaceae.